Molecule: messenger RNA, 7686 nt
Organism: Liolophura sinensis
Lineage: Eukaryota; Metazoa; Mollusca; Polyplacophora; Chitonida; Chitonidae
Exons: 32
Coding region: 140-6649 (2169 amino acids)
Biological process (GO): anatomical structure development
Cellular component (GO): extracellular region; cell surface
Molecular function (GO): signaling receptor binding
Source: RefSeq, a predicted model, not a curated record
UGUAUUCAGCACUGUUUUUCCAGUCCGGCAACCCAUGAACAAGUCGUCCCUGGGAGCAGCCUGCUACAAGCAUACACCAUUGUGAUAUGACCGAAGUAAUAUUGCAAGAUAUUGUCUUCUAUCAAUAUGGUGUGAAUAUAUGUAUGUCACAUGUGGGAAAGUUUGCCCUUAUCAUGACAAAGAUUGCACGAAAGCAUUGGGAAUGGGGGACGGCCGGAUCACAGAUGAUAUGAUCACGACAUCUUCGGACAAACCCGGAACAAACAAGACCGGAGUUCGGCAGAACUGCUGUGGAGGUAAUCCAGGUUGGUCUUGGUGCCCUAACCCUGCUCGUAACGGCAGCAAAGUUUGGGUGGAGAUCAGCUUUCCCAAACCCACAGGUGUAUCAGGUAUCUUCAUUCAGCCUCCAGCCGGCAUGUCUCAUAACUUGACCAAGGCGACAGACUACUUGAAGCUGUACCGUGUACUAUACACAUUACAUGGAACAUCGCACAUGACUUACCUGGCGAAUAGCGGAACUCCGGUUAAUUUUACCGGCAUUGAUGAAAACUUGAGUGCUGGAAAAGUGCUAUUUCCCACAACUGUGAUGGAAAACCUGAGAAUUGAGACGUUGUCUUCUGAGGGAGAGCCUUGCUUCAGGUUUGAACUGUUUGGAUGUGAUGUAAAAAGCGUUUGUCCGGACGGAUGUGACAAUGGACACUGCAUAGCUGAGGACCUGUGUCUCUGCAAAGCGAAUUUUAAUGGAAAGUUUUGUGAAGAACUGGUUAUUCCCAAAUCAUCAUGUCACAGUCCUCUUGGAAUGGAGAGUGGAAAUAUAACUGAUGCUCAACUCGAGGUGUCAUCAGCUAAACCAGACCAAGGCAAAGAGAAGGCCCGCUGGGAAUGCUGUGAAGGUGAUAAACUAGGGGCCUGGUGUCCGGAAGAUAACGACACUAAACCAUAUUACCAGGUGAAUCUCCCCAAACCCGUCCCCAUCGGAACGAUCGGUAUUCAGCUCCCUGCCCGAGAGAGCUUGAGUCAACCACAGACCACCUACAUGAAAAACUACACGUUAGCCUACCACAAACCGGGGCCAAAUAGUGAUCUGAUCACACUGAAACAGGUCAUAAACGCGGCGAACUCAUCCUUCAGCUUCACGACGAGCUUUGAGGAACCUAUAGUAACAGAUAAAUUAAAGAUUAUUCCCAAGGGGUGGGAAAACAGUCCAUGCUUCCGGUUUGAGUUGUAUACAUGUGACAAUAAAGGCCGGUGUCCCUUGGGAUGUAAAAACGGAGGAACGUGUACCGGAACCAGUCUGUGCCAUUGUCGACAGGGGUUUUACGGGUUUGAUUGCCGUUACACUGAAACGGAAAUAAAGAUUCAACUUCAGGUCACCUUGACCUUUCAGCAGAUUGUUGACACAGUUUUGGUGACGCCGGCAUACAAUUUGAGCCUCCACGGGCACCCAAAACUUGUGGAUGGACGGAUCGGGAAGGCCCUUUUCCUUAACGGGCAAGCUCAGUUUAUGGAAAUAAAAAAAGAAAACAUUGGCUGUUUGGCAAAUGUCGGUCGCUGCCAGUCAGGCUUUACUCUUUCUAUGGACAUCAAUUUUAUAACGAUCGAAGAAGGGAUGUAUGUAUUUUCGAGCGGCGGCGAGGAGUCAAACUCCAGUGGUAUCACCUGUCGCGUUCAUAACUCUGAGUUUGAGGUAACGGUCAGCACAGCCAUCAAGAUCUGGACUGGAACAUUUCCUGUUACCAAGGUGCAGACCCAUCGGUGGACAAAGUUCGAGUACUCCUGGUCCGUCAUGGAAGGCUUGUACGUGUAUCUUAACAGUGACCACGCCCCUGUUGUCAAGGUAACACAGCCCACGGCCCUCCAGCCCAAACCAACGUACCAGUCAGGAAGCCUAGUGUUUGGAUCAAGCUCAUUGAAAACUACAUCAACCGUCGUCUAUGGUCAUUACAUAAUAGAGAAUGUUAAGACGUGGUCCGUGUCAAGGACAACCUUGGUGCAGUCUGGUGUUAUUGACGUUAAGUGCCCGGAUGGUUGUCUUAACAACGGUACAUGCACAGCGAAAGGCAAAUGCAAUUGCGUGGACGGCUUUGAAGGGAAUGUCUGCGAGCUUAAAAAAAACCAGCUCACACAGUUUAACCUGACUUUCGUUUCGGAAACUCACCAGGAGAUCACCAGCGUUUGUGGUUUGUGGAAAGUUGAAGGUGGUCCGAAGAUCAAUCAUGAGACAGCGGUAGGUACAGCAGUCAGCAUCACCACCUUCAAGCACUAUCUGGUCUUGGAACUUAAUCCAGCCAACCCUUGCCUGUCCGACAUUGAUCUUUGCUUCAAAGGCAUCACUUAUCACAUGGACCUGAACAUACACAAGUGGAGUCAGUUCACGUACUUCGUGUCAAAUGGCGGAGACAAAUCAGGCACAUAUGGAAUCGCCUUUUACUAUGCUUUGAACAAUUUGAGCGUGGCUGUGACAACGAGAACGCAUAUGUGGACAGUAAGAUUCCAGAGCCUGCCCGAGAAAGACGUCUGGCACAGAGUGGAGUACUCAUGGAGCGUGUCCCAGGGACUUACAGUCUAUCUGAACAACACAAUCGUCGGCAGGAAAGAAAACGGCACUGAGGCCGAAGUCAACAACAACAAGACUUUCCCUAUCCGCAUUGGGACACCCUCUUACAUCCCGGCUAAAGGCGACACACCCAGCUUUCAAAUCGCUAACAUUCAGAUCUGGCUGACAACCAGGACCAUUCUGGAGAGUUUUCAUAUCUUGCCAGAAGCAACGUUGCCAGAAAUCACCACAGAGGUACAGAAAACAUCCCCAAAGCCGUCAACUGUGCAGGUCACAGCUUCACCACUGACAACUGCGACAGAGGUAUCAGCACAUACAAACUCUACACCUUCUCGAAUAACCGAAAAGGUAACAUCCGACCAAACAGCAACAGCUAAACCCACCCAUAUGGUAUCUCAGCUCCCGAACACCACGCAAACAAUGACGUCCCCAGUUUCUUCGACGACGCCAGCUCUUCAGGUCUCAACUGAGAAAAACUAUACGUUUAAUUUUGCCAACCUUCAGCCCAACCAAAAAUCUUUAGUGCACAAAGAUGUUGAUGUGACAUUAGAAGGGGGAGCUAAGGUAGUCACAGUCGAUUCUUUGAAAGCAAUUCACUUUCAGAGUACAAGUGGUACCCAUCAGUUCCUAAAGUUUCACACAGAGCAUCGUUCUUGCUUGAAUGACAUUACACUGUGUCAGGAAGGGCUAACAGUCUCCUUCAAAAUGAAGCUGGCGAGUCUCGAUGAGAACACGUAUAUCUUGUCCAGCGGAGGUGAAAACCCCACGUCUACAGGUCUAGCAAUUUUGUACCGGUUUGGACGGCUUCAGUUUGUCUUCUCCCAGAAUGAGCGUGUGUGGUUCUGCCAUGCUCCUCGGCCGACCCUUAACGUCUGGACUACCAUAGACUUCACCUGGCAACAGCAAACCGGACUGGAGGUCUUUGUCAACAACGUACUGGUGGACCAGACUAAAACGUCAAUAAAGUAUGAACACAGUCACUCCACCUUCGUACAGAAGCACUUCUACUUUGCGUAUUCCACGACUCCUUCCGGGCUUCAGCAAGGGUUUGUGGGAUAUCUAGCCUCGUUCUCGUCGUGGUUCACCUCCAGGCCUGUCCUUGUGCAGCAGGGAAUUCUCCAACCAGCCACUCUGACUCUGCCAACAUCAACAAAAACACCAACAACCAAAGCGGUGAAGAUAUUAACCACACAACUGUCUAUCACAAAAGCGGGUACUUUACCCAUAACCACUACACAAGCACCUACGAUUACAACUACAAUCAAAACACCAACUACAAGACCACCUGUGAUAACGCCAGGAGUUCUAACUUGCCCUGUCGGAUGUGUAAAGAAAGAUGAAAUCGCCUUGGGUAAACCUGACCCGCCGGAAACCCCUUCCCUGACUAUUCAAGUCCCCCAGAAACUUCAGGGCAGUACAUACUUUGUGUGCAAGUUUCGGGCGUCUCAACAAGCCAAUCUCAUACAUAACGUUAGGUGGCUAAUCAACGAAAAGGAACUGCCGAUGAGCAAGCAAGUGCUGCCAGGGACGUCUUCCGAGGCAAAGCUGGACCCUGCCAAACUAUCCGGAUCCCUCCUAAACAAGAAGAUUUGUUGCUCGGUUCAAAAUGAGUUCACAAGUAUCUGCGGAGGAAAGUACAGCAAAGUAGUCAUCAGCAACUGUAUUACUCCAGAGAUUAAGCUCUUAACUCCCAAACUAAGUGUCCAAGAGGGUCUCGGAAGUGCAAAUAUAAAGAUUAACAUCACAGUCCCUCCGUCAGCCCUCUGCUCCGUGGAGACCGGAAGUGGGUGCGAGGUUCGGGUACUGACAACCCUAGUGGAAUCGUCCCAUGACAAGAAAUGCUCUUCCCGCCCCUUACCGGAAGUGGUAUUCCUCCCUCAUGUAUCCGGCUCGCGAUACCACUCUUGUGGGGCCUCGUUCCUCAACACCAACUGGAGAGAAACGAUGGAAAUCGAAAUGAAGGCCACCAUAGACGGCGUGUAUGACAGGAAUCAGGCACGGAACAUCAACUUGUCCGUGAGAAUUGUGGGAAUCACCUCCUUACAACUGAUCAAAAUCGGGGUGGUUCAGGUGACGGUGAUUGACGGAGACAGACGGGCACUGUGCUCCUCGACAGGGGAUCCUCAUAUACAGACCUACGACGGACAACGCUACAACAAUUAUUUGGAAGGGGAGCUAAUCAUGUACAAGCACCAGACAAGACCAUAUGAGGUUCGGGCCCGAACGAUGCGCUGUAGUUCAAGGCGAUCUAGACCCACGUGCAACUGUGGAAUCGCAGUGCGAGCUGGAGAUGACGUCAUCACUCUCAGUCGAUGUGAAAUCGGAGAGCAACAUCACCAUGACCACCACCAUCACCAUUCCAGCCAAUCAAUGGCUCUGCAAUUGUACAAGAAUGGUGAACUGACCAGCGGAACUACCGUCAGGAGACUGGGUUGUGGUCAGAAAUAUGAGGUGUACUUACCCACCGGGACUAAGAUUACAGUGCAGGCUGUCUCCACGUCUUUCAUCAACUUCUGGAUAACCCCGUCAGCUGCUGACAGAAACUCAGUCACCGGACUGUGUGGGACGUAUAACAGUAACCGACGCGAUGACUACAUGGGACCAGGCGGUGUAUCGUACAGUCGCUACCUGAGAAACAGCCAGCCCGACCCCUACAUAGCAGCCUGGAGAGUGGCAGAGAGUAUAUUUACGGGAGUGGCGGCGAUCCCCGGUGGGGAACGACAGAGGUACUGCCACUGUUACCACCCAGAACACGCUCCGUGUGGCAUCAGCUAUGACAUCAAUCGAUGUGUCACCACCUCAGCGUAUGAUAUAACCAACGAGCUGAUAAAACAAGCCAGAGCUCCGCGAUUAGUGACCACAAGGCACAGGAGAGCUGCGCCCAACACUGCGCCCACAACAACAGCACCAACAGCUGUACAGCAAACGAACUGUGCGAACUCCUCUUGGACUCUUGACCAGGCGAGAGACUACUGCCAAGAGUACCUAGACAACUCCACAGCCGCCAUGAGGUGUGACGCUCACUUUAACCUAUCCUCAGUUCACCGAGUCGACGACUGCGCAGUGGACCUUCAGUGUACGGAUGAUGUUGUGUAUGCCCGCUCCAUGAUUGAUGACAUCAUCAGUUACUGUGUAGAGGAAGUCCAGAAACACAACACUCCUCAGACCAAUGAUACCACCAGAAAGGACCUGGUAGUUCUGGUGACACAGCUCUGUUUGGAGGAAUGCCAGAACGGAGGAUCCUGUCAACAGGGGGUGUGCUCGUGUGCUGACGGCUUCACUGGUGUUGACUGCUCUGUCGGGAAAAACUCCACACCUAUCGUCGACCCGAUCCCAGCAGAUGGGGAACCAUGUGACCUUCGGGGGGAUAGCUGUCUGUUUGUACCUGUCACUGGUGAUGAUUUUGUUGACACGGAAGACUUAAAAUGUGAACUCACCUAUGUUCAGGUAAAGGACUCGGUGUCUGAUGAAGAAAAGACGGACCUAGUGAACGCCACGUACGUAGACAUAUCCCGAGUCAGCUGCCCCCUGUACAGUACCCACAGCGUGAAGGUAAAGGUCACCAAUAACGGGCAAGUCUUCAGCCAGCAAUCGUAUCUCCAUGUAGUCUACGACUCCAAGUGUAGUACCUGCCGACUUGAUACACUCACCAACACGGCUAGCUGUAAACAAAGGGAGGACAUAUGUCAGGUAGCGGGUCAGUGCUACAACAACGGAGAAACCAAAGACACAGAUCAGUGUUCAGUGUGUGAUACAACCCGAAGUAAAACUACGUGGUCGGUCAGCAAAGUUCCCGACUGUAGUGAACCAGAAGCCACGAAGGCCAGACAGACAGGCUCUAAUGGUAUUGGGACUACUGCUAAAAUCAUCAUCGGUGUUGUGUGCGGAGCUGUCGGACUUUGUAUCAUCUUUGCCGCUGUGUAUCUCUGGAAACGGAGGUUCAGGUCAGGACGCCGUGAACAGCUGAAUGAGACAGCGUCCGCCUCAACAGACCCGCCUCACACAGUGGAGUUACACCGGGAAAAGACCGAUAUGAUUAAACCCAUGAUUUGCACCAAUCAGGCCUUCAGAGAGGAGAGUAUUAGGUCCUAAAUCCUGUUAGCCAUCAACGGGGGAAUACUAACACAGCCAGUACCUAUUCCUAUAGAGUAGCUAGCGGGGGCAAAAUAACGGUUAGCCGAUACGAUUGUCCAUGGUGUAGAAAAUGUGAAGUGUUUCUUUUGACAAAUCCAUGACAACGCGCAAGAAAUCCAAUGAAAUAUAUUUCAGCAUAGACAUUUAUAUGUUUAGUGUUAUGUUUAGACUAACCAUCGUAGAGUAAUGUCAGUCUCCUACUGUAUAUAUCUGGUCACGGAGCUAAAACGUAACCAGGUAGCCAGGAAGACUUCUUGUAGGUCUCGUAAAUCGUCAUCUAGAAAGUGGUAUGAGUACACUAUUAUGGUUAGUUCCAUCGGUGGUUAGAAUCCCUGAGUGCUCACAGCCAGUUUUCCGUUCUGUUACAGCGCACGUGUCGUUCUUAACGCUCGCUUUAUAUCACUGUCACCACUACACAAUUUGACCUUUGAAUUCUGUGCGAUGCACGUAAGCUUUUUUUGACUUGGCCUCGUCACUUGCGUCCUCGGGCGAACAUCACUUCAACGUCACCCCCAAUGACCUCAGUGACUUCGGCGUUUUUCGAGAUUUCUACUCAAAUUUUACUAGUGGUGGCAGAGAUGUAAAGCGAACGCAGAGAGCAUGCGCUCAAAGAAGUGUGUCGGUUUUUAACACUGGAAUCUGUGUUAUACACACAAGUUGUAAAUCCUCAGUGAAGAUACUGCGUGUUACGCAAAUCUUGAUAAAUUGAAUAAAGGGAAUGGAGGUACUAUGUGUACUGUAUCUGAUGUCAUAUAGUCGUGGAGCACGUUUACCCAGUUCAGUAUUGGCUCAGUAUUAAAUGUUCUUGAAAACAGGUCAAGAAAGCAUCGAGUUUAAAGGAACACUGCACAGCACCAUAGUUUCCCUCUUUCCCAAUGAUCAACAUCAACAUCAAAGUAAUUACAGUUCGGGAAGAAUCUUCUCCUGAAGACUUCGUUGUCAGCCAAAUUGUAUAGUGAUUUUUUUAUGUUACACAAUAAAAAUGCGAAAAUUUC